Lethenteron reissneri (Far Eastern brook lamprey) is the source of this 4620-nucleotide messenger RNA. RefSeq names its product protein furry homolog-like. Gene Ontology annotation, cellular component: cell cortex; site of polarized growth. The record is from RefSeq and is a predicted model, not a curated record. NCBI's taxonomy places the organism in Eukaryota, Metazoa, Chordata, Hyperoartia, Petromyzontiformes, Petromyzontidae. Gene Ontology annotation, biological process: neuron projection development; cell morphogenesis.
AUGAGGUUUGCACGAGCAGGGUGGGAGGGAAUUGAGGGAGGCAACGCCACCCGAGGCCUUUCCGGCACGGCGAGAGCUGGUCUGGAGCAGCCUCCGCCACGGGCAGACCCUCGUGCGCCAUCGUCGAUUGGCUAUCUGCCAUGCCGCCUGGCCGGGCCGCAGGCCGACUUCCACGUCCGAGUCCCAGAGCGAAGCAUGGGCCUGGGGUUGGAGGAGCAGCCCCGAGCCGUUCUCACCCCCUCCGAGUGCACCGGCACGCAGAAGAGUGUGGGGGGCUCAUCCCCGGCUGCCCUCUUCCACUUGGUGGUGCCGCUCAUGCGCUGUGAGAGUCUGGAGCUCACAGAGUGCUUGGUGCUGGGUCUUGGGUGCACCAACUCGGGCGCCUUCCGUGAACUGAUGGAGGAGCUGAACCCGAUAAUAAAAGAGGUCCUGGAUAAGAAGCAAGAGAAUGUGCGUAAGAAAAAGAAACGAGACAUCCUGCGGGUGCAGCUGGUGCGAAUCUUUGAGCUUCUUGCCGACACUGGGGUUAUCAGCCACAGGGGUAGUGGUGGUCUCGAGGCAAGCACGCACACUCUGAGCAGCUCGCUGCUGGAGUACGUGGAUCAGACCCGGCAGCUACUGGAGGUGGAGAAUGACAAGGACUUGGAUUCCGUGCGCGACGCGCGGAUGCACUUCAGUGCACUCAUCGCCAACCUCAUCUCACACCUUCCAAUAUCGGAGCGACGCUUGCUGUUCCCCCAGCAGAGCUUACGGCACAGUUUAUUCCACCUUCUCAGCCAGUGGGCAGGCCCGUUCCGUCUCAUCUCCACGCAGCUCGAGUGGAGUACGGAGAGGAGUCAGCCCAUCACACGCCAGAAUUUCCUCGCUCUCAAGGCUAUGGCGGCCGUGCUGUGCUGCGGGCCCUUGCUGGAGAGCGUCGGUCUCCCCAUGGACGGGUACCUGCAGCGGUGGUUGGACAGCAUUUUGGGACACCCGGACCCGCAGGUGCACCAGCUGGGCUGCGAGAUGGUGGUGCUGCUGCUGGAGCUGAACCCUGAGCUGAGCUACCUGCUGCAGUGGGCCGUUGACCGCUGCUACACGGGCUCGCCGCUCGUGGCCGCUGGCUGUUUCACCGCCAUCGCGACCACCUUCACCAGCAGGGAUUGGCCAAUGGGCAUGAUCACUUUGCUCAACCUGAUCCUGUUUAAAGCGGCUGACCCAUCCCAGGAGAUCUACGAGAUGGCGCUGCAACUCAUGCAGGUGAUGGAGGAGAAAUUAUUUGGGUACACAGAGCGAGACGAGUCGGGAGACGUGGACGGCCUGCUGAGUUCGCCUAUGCCACUGCCUCCUCUCUACUCCCUCUCGGCGUACUCGCUCUCUGAAGAGCUCGCACGCCUCUACCCCGAGCUCACCCUGCCACUCUUCUCUGAGCUGAGCCGGCGAUUCCAAACCACGCAAACCCCAGGCCGCCAGGUGCUGCUCUCCUACCUUCAGCCGUGGCUCAGCAACAUUCAGCUGGUGGCGGGUGGCGCCGGCGGCGCCUGGGGUCUCCCAGGCGAUGCGGGGAGCGGCGGCAGUGGCGGUGGUGGCGGCACGCCGGAGCGGAGCGCCGUCGAAGGCGCCGGCUGGGACGAGGAGGAAGAUGCGGAGGCGAGGCGCGACUCCGGGCAGGGACGGCGCUGGCUCAAAGGCUCCGGCUGGGGAUCGCCGCUCGCCACCGCGCUGGUGCUCAACAACCUCCUGCACAUGACCGCUCAGUACGGGGAGGGCUCCCCGAGUGCAGAGCUGGAGAGUGUGUGGACGGCGCUGGCCGACAGCUGGCCCGGGAACCUGCGUGUCAUCCUGCAGUUCCUGAUCGCACUCUGCGGCGUGCGCAGUGAGCCUGACCUGCUGCCCUCUAUCAAGAAGGUGGUGAUCUUCAUCUGUCGGGAGAAGACGGUGGAGACCCUGGAAGAGCUGCUGCCCGAGCUGGAGCGCAUGGAGCCUGUCAACUCCAUCCUCAUCCGCACCAAGAACCCGCCGUUCUACAGGCUUCUCACGGGCCAGCGGACCUCCCCGUCAGCCUCUGGCACGAGCUCCAGCAGCCACACGCUCGCAGGGAGCGGAGGCGCUGCCGGGAUUGCGCAAGGGCCCGACAACAAGAUGGUCAACGGGGCGAGCUUUGAAGAGAGCCACCCUCACCAGGAGGUGAACUACGGCAUCAUGCGGCCGCACCCCCGGCUUGAGUCGCGCUACAGCAACGGCUCGGGCAGCUCCAGCGAGGACGACAAAACUGAGCCAGCAUACAUGAGCUGGAGGGUGCGGAUGGCGGAGGCAACACGCCCGGAACCCCUGCCCAUGCCUGCCUCCUUAGGCUACUGGGCUCGUCUUACAGAUCACUUGCCUGAGACCUUCAGCCAGGCCCCUCCCCUCCACAGGUGCAGCAUCGCGAUGAUCCUGCUGACGGGACUCGUAGUGGACCAUGGAGUGCAUUUGGAGUGGAGCAUUCAUUUACCGGUGCUCCUGCACGCCGUCUUCCUGGGUUUCGACCACCAGCACCCGCAGGUGCCCGAGCACAGCAAGCAGCUGCUACUGCACCUGCUGCUGGUGCAGGUGGGGGGGUUGGAUGUCCACCGCUCGGUGGCACGGGUCCUCCUCGCCAACCGAGACUUCAACCACAGCAAGAUCCUGGCCGUGCAGGCGUCGCCUGCCCAGCACAGCGCAUUCCUCGGAGCCAGCGAGCUGCGUCAGAUCUCGCAGAGCCCCUCCGCCACCGACUCGGGCCUGAGCCCCAGCUCGACGGGCUCCAGCCUGAGCCUGGGCAGCACGGGCGAGCAUGCGGCUGCUCACGCGCCCACGCUGCUCCACGCGGCGCUCACGGUGGCGCCGCCCGACGAGCGGGACGCCUCGUGUGACGUGGAGGAGAGGGCACGCGCCCUCGUCCAUUUCAUCAGCACCAGAAAGUAUGGGCCCCUGUGGAAUUACGAAGACAUCUCCACCAAGAAUCAAAACAUUCAGAGUGCAGAGCAGCUUAGCAAGUUCCUCUUGCAUGUUGUUUCAAUCUUCAAGGACAGCAGGCCAGGCUCCAACCUGGAGCAGCGACUCGGCGAGAUGGCGCUGCGCCUGGCGCUCGCGUGCCCGUCGCGCCACUACGCCGGGCGCUCCUUUCAGAUGCUGCGCGCCCUACGUCAGCCGCUGGGCAUGCACAGCCUCUCGCUGCUGCUGUCGCGCCUCGUCGAGAGGGUGGGCGACGCGGCGGAGGAGACUCAGGGAAAUGUCUUGGAGGUGCUUUUGACUCUCGAAACCGCCGUGGAUACAAUAGCGGAGUGCUCCAAACUUAACAACUUUCUCAUUGCAUUCUCUGGUUCCCUGGACCCGGCGCUCUCCACCAAGAUGGAACCGAGCCGCUGCAGCACGGGGCAGCUGCAUCUCAGCUCGAGCCCCAUCCGCACUGGUAGCCUGUCGAGCUGCCACAGCGCCAGCCCCAACAUCAUCAUCAGCAACAUCAUCAGCGGCAUGGGCAGGCGCAAGCGCAGCAACUCGGCCUCGCAGAAGCACGCGCUGCUGGCGGAUGGGGGCUCCGAGUGGCGCAGCAUCACGCUGGACCGCCCGUACGAGCGCGUCCGUCGCAGCAGCCCCCUCGCCAAGGCCCGCAGCCUCACCUCGCUUGCCGAUGAUGGCGGAGGGGCGGCGGGGGGCGUGGCGGGGUCGGGAGCGGGAUCGGGGAUAGGCACGCCGCCAUCAGACCCCUUGGCUCUGCUCACGGUCAUGUUCUGGGGGGCAAGUGCCCUGCUCGAGUCGGACUACGAGAGCGAGUAUCUCAUGGGACUCCGCCUUCUCGAAAGGCUGCUGGGCCACGCGCUACCUCUGGAUGAUGGAGCCAGUAGCAAGGUGUGGGAGCGCCUGGAGAAGGCCCUGGCCCAGCUGCGGUGGGCCGGAUUCCCAGGCCUGCAGCUGUUGCUGCUCAAGGGGCUGACGUCCCAGGCCACUGUGGAGCUCACGACGCGCCUGCUCAGCCGCCUCACUCCCGUCUCCCGUGUCGCCGUUAUCGACGCCUCCCAGGCAACAGGUUUCCCACUUAACGUCCUGUGCCUCCUGCCACAUCUGGUGCUGCACUUUGACAACCCCACACCGUUCUGCAAAGAGUGCGCUGACAAAAUAGCGAAGGUGUGCCUGGAAGAGAAGACCACGAAACUGCCCAACCUAGCCCACGUGAUGUCAAUGUACAGCAACCGCACGUACACGCGCGACUGCACGGUGUGGAUCAGUGUGGUGUGCUGCUACAUCCACGACACCUAUGGCGACUACACACUCAACCUCGUGGGCUACUUGGCAGAGCUGCUGGAAAAGGGUCUGGCCAGCAUGCAGCGCUCCAUCCUGCUCACAAUGCACAGCCUCCUCAGCCAAGUGGAGCUCACUGCCGCUCCCCUCAAGCACUUCAACCUUGAAGUCAUGAAGGUCGUCAGCAAGUAUGUCCAGAUCACUCUUGCAGAAGAGACUUGUCAUCCCUAUGAGUUCACGCCUAGUGAAAUUAAGUGGAGGGCCUUGGUGGUCACGGAGACUCGAAGCACUGCCCAGGAUGAGACAAAGUGCUCGAGCUUGGAACUCGUCUUGGGAUACUUGAACCAGAAGUUGCUGCUCGCCAUCAGGAUGACCGUGUGA